Molecule: messenger RNA, 1975 nt
Organism: Rhododendron vialii
Lineage: Eukaryota; Viridiplantae; Streptophyta; Magnoliopsida; Ericales; Ericaceae
Product: protein trichome birefringence-like 23
Exons: 3
Coding region: 148-1590 (480 amino acids)
Cellular component (GO): Golgi apparatus
Molecular function (GO): O-acetyltransferase activity
Source: RefSeq, a predicted model, not a curated record
AUUACUAUGAUCAGUACAGAAGUAAUCCUAUAACUAGAUACUAGUGGAGUCUAGAUUUUCCAUAUAUAGGGUUUCAGAUCGAAAUACUCAUCAUGAUAUAAAAUCAACUGGAAUUAAUUGUAGAGAGAGAGAGGGAGAGGGAGAGAGAUGAAGUUGAAUUGCAAAUGGUUUACAGAAAAGCACCACCACUUGGUAGUGAAGUUGGCCAUUUCGGUCCUCUUUCUGGGUCUAGCUUUUCGGUUUCUCUUCUCCCAAUCCACUGGAUUUUCGAACGUUUCAGAGGCUCCGUUCAUCGAGCAAAAACCCAACCCACAACCAGUUUCUGUCGAUUUUCAAGAAAAUGGAAACCAGAUACUUGAAAAUGGAACCCAAUAUCAAGAAAAUGGAACCGAAGUUCCAGUGAAUCGAAACCCAAAUACUUCUGCUGAUUUGCAAGAGAAUAGGGAUCAUAGUGAUAAUGCUACUCAAGUUUCAUUGGAACCCAAAUCAUCUGGUUCUGAUGAUGUUCAAGAAACCAGAGAUCAGAUUCUCGGAAAAGAGAAAUGUGAUCUUUUUACUGGUGAUUGGAUCCCAUACGCAUCAGGUCCGGCUUACAAUAAUGAGAGUUGCAGCUGGAUGGAAAGUCGUCAGAAUUGUAUGAAGAAUGGGCGGCCAGAUACUGGGUAUCUCUUUUGGAGGUGGAAUCCACGCAAUUGUGAGCUGCCACCAUUUGAUGCAGGACUAUUUCUUGAGUUGAUGAGGAACAAAACUUGGGGAUUUAUCGGCGAUUCAAUUACUCGGAAUCAUGUCCAGUCGUUGCUCUGCAUUCUCUCAAAGGUGGAACAAGUUGUUGAAGUUUACCAUGACGAGGAAUACAAAUCCAAAAGAUGGCUUUUCCCCUCAUACAACUUCACCAUAUCAUUAGUUUGGUCCCCUUUCCUUGCCAAAGCUGCCAUUUUUGAAGAUGACAAUGGCAUUUCCUCAGCUCCUGUUGAGCUUUACCUGGACAAACUUGAUCCAGCAUGGACCAAUCAGUAUCAAGACUUGGACUACAUGAUCUUUUCCAGUGGUGAAUGGUUCCUCAAAACUGCAAACUACUAUAUCAACGACACAAUAUAUGGAUGUCACAACUGUCCUAACAAAAACCAAACAGAGCUAGGGUUCAAUUUCGCACACCGAAAAGUCCUUCAGCAUUUAUUCAGUUUCAUUGUUUCGUCGAAUCACAAGGGCACGAUUUUCUAUAGGGCAACUGCACCGGAUCAUUUUGAGAAUGGGGACUGGUUUAAUGGUGGUAGUUGCCAAAGAACAGAACCUGCCAAGGAAGGCGAGUUUAAUAUACCUGAUUUGAACAAAUACCUUCGCGAAGUUGAAUUGGAGGAAUUUGAGAAGGCGGCAGUUAAGGCUUCUGAAAAGGGUAUGAAACUUAAACUUCUUGAUGUAAUGCAGCUUUCGUUACUGAGGCCUGAUGGGCACCCAGGUUUGUAUCGAUACUUUCACCCGCUCCAAACGGACAGUAGUACCAAGAUUAUAUACGACUGCUUGCAUUGGUGUUUGCCUGGGCCAAUUGACUCAUGGAAUGAUUUGCUUAUGGAGAUGGUCAAAAAUGGUUGAGAAAUUUCAUACCCGCAUUGUUUCAUUGGGAAGGGAGCAGAAUUGGUGGGUUACUGAUCUAGACUGUGAGUAUGAUCAAGCAAAUUAGUUUACUGUCAAACCACUUGUUCAUUUUGGGAUCAAGUUGUUUGCAUACACAAUGGUGAGAAGUUGGAGGAAUUGCAUUCGACUGCAACUCGGUUUUCAUACUCGGUAAAUUUGAGUAAAAUGAUGAGAUUCCACUGUAACCUUCAAUUGGAUUAGAAACUUGAGAGCUUGAUGAUAAUGUGGAGAUGGCGAGGAACAAUUUAUGAUCUUGCGAUAAUAUCCAUGGAUGAGGUUUUGAUGAUGUAACUGUGUUUACUGUUUAGGACUUCGAAAAGCUUCGUUAUUUUUUCUUCGAACA